Trichosurus vulpecula (common brushtail) is the source of this 3840-nucleotide messenger RNA. It is a transcript of the gene CCDC85A, whose product is annotated as coiled-coil domain containing 85A. Bases 847 to 2097 code for a protein of 416 amino acids. The transcript has 3 exons. The record is from RefSeq and is a predicted model, not a curated record. NCBI's taxonomy places the organism in Eukaryota, Metazoa, Chordata, Mammalia, Diprotodontia, Phalangeridae.
CUCUAGAGGCUGCGCUGGACAGCAGCCACGCCUGGUCCAUGUGUCAGAGGGCUGCUGCGGGCCGCGGGCGGUUCCCUAAAUUCGACUCCACCUCCUCCUGGGCUAGCCUCCUCCUCCUCCUCCCCCCUCCACCUCCAUCACCUCCUCCUCCGCGCUCCAAGUCUAAUGCAUCCCCAUUGCAGCAGCGGAGCUGAGGAGCAGCGCCGGGGCGGCUGGAUGCGGAGCGCGCCGGCGGCGGCAGCAGGGAGGGACACCAGCAGCCCGAGCAGCGUCUUCCGCAGCUGCCGCCGCCUCCGGCCCCAGUUGGGCUCGCCCGGCCCUUUGCAAGCCUAAAAGCAGAGAGAAGAAGGGGGACAGGAGCACGGGAGCAGUCCGUAAAAAAGGGAGGGGGGGGCGCGAAGGAAAGUGCGUGGCGUGUUUGUCUAUAGGUGGCGGAGGGGCAUACUUGGAUUAGGGCGUGGGAGAGGGGAAGGGAAAGGCAGUUGCCUUUGAACCUUCCUGGGCGCACUCCCGGACUCCUCCAAACAUGUACUUGCGCAGAGUUGGGACUGGUCCCCGCGGGAGCACGCGGGCUGUCGCCCCGGCUGGGGUGUGUGAAAGCGCGUGUCCAGGGAUGGAGAUGGAAAGAUAGGAUGGGCGCACAGCUCGACCCCCGCAGCCCAAGCCCAGCAACGCCCACGCGGCCUCGGUGACUUACUGAAGCCCUGUGGCUGAAGCCGCGGAGUGGGGUGGGCUGGUGGGGGUGGUGGGUGUACGUUGCCCAGCGGCCCUCCUGCUUUUCUGCACCUUCUUGUGUCGCUCCUUCUCCACUUUCCAUCCGUCCUCACUUCCCUCGAGGGGAACGUCAUGUCCAAGGCUACGGGGGGCGCGGCGGCGGCGGCGGCAGCAGCGGCAGCAGGGGCGGAAAGUUGCUCCAGUCCGGCCGCCUCCGCGGUGGUCGAGGACCUGUCCAAAGUGUCAGAUGAGGAGCUGCUCCAGUGGAGCAAGGAAGAGCUGAUCCGCAGCCUCCGCCGUGCCGAGGCGGAGAAGGUGAGCGCGAUGCUGGACCACAGCAAUCUCAUCCGGGAGGUGAACCGCCGCCUCCAGCUGCACCUCGGCGAGAUACGCGGCCUCAAGGACAUUAACCAGAAGCUUCAAGAAGACAACCAAGAGCUGAGAGAUCUUUGUUGUUUCCUGGAUGAUGAUAGGCAGAAGGGAAAAAAGGUGUCACGUGAGUGGCAGAGACUGGGCAGAUAUACGGCAGGGGUGAUGCACAAGGAAGUGGCCUUAUAUCUGCAGAAACUGAAGGAACUUGAAGUGAAGCAGGAGGAGGUUGUCAAGGAGAACAUGGAACUCAAAGAGCUCUGCGUGAUGCUGGAUGAGGAGAAAGGGGGCUGUGCUGGCAGCCGGAGCUCCAUCGAUAGCCAGAUCAGCUUGUGCCAGCUCACGGCCACCAGUGCCCCCUAUGUGCGGGAUGUGGGGGAUGGCAGCAGCACCUCAAGCACGGGGAGCACGGACAGCCCUGACCACCACAAACAUCAUGCAAGCGGUAGCCCCGAACAUCUCCAGAAACCCAGGGCUGAGGGGAGUCCGGAACACUCAAAGCACAGGAGUGGGAGUCCAGAACACCUGCCCAAACCGAGGGUUUCUGGGAGCCCAGAUCACCAGAAACAGCUCAAAGGACCCAGUCCAGAGCAUCACAAAACCAUAGUCAAAGGCAGCUCUGAACAGCAGAAGCACACAGGUGGUAGCCCGGAGACCCUGCCAAAGCAUGUGAUCAGCAGUAGCCCUGAACAUUUUCAGAAGCACAGGCCUGGCGGGAGCCCGGAACACCAAAAGCACAGCAGCAGUAGCCCUGAGCACCUGCAGAAGCACAUUUUGAGUGGGAGCAUGGAACACCUUCCAAGGGUGAGGGGGACAAGCCCUGAGCAUCUCAAACAGCAUUAUGGGGGAAGCCCAGAUCAUCACAAGCACAUGGGCGGAGGAGGCAGCAGAGAAGGCACACUCCGGAGGCAGACUCCCGACGACAUGUCACCUCAUCACAGGAGUGUGUACAGUGGAAUGAAUGGUUGUGUGGCGGAAACUUGGAGAUGCUGCAGGUUCUUGUCCUGGAAUUAGGCAACAUCUGUCCGGUAACCAGUAUAAAGGACCAAUGUGAGAAUCACUCCUGAAUACAAGAUUAGCACUGGUGUUGGGAAGGAAAAGAAGGCAUGAUUUCCACACACCUGGACUCAUGGGGAUUAAUGAUUGGGUGGUUGUGUACCACAUCUAUGUCUUCUUUGAAAACUUCAGUACAGGUUUCCCAUGCUACUGGCUAUUUUGUGUUUCUUGCUUCACUAUAUUAGAGUGCAGUCUCUGAAUUAUGACAUCACUAAUUUGUCACCCUACACAUUCUUCAAGAUCGUAGGACAAUUGGAGUUUUUCAUGAAUUGAAGAUGUUCUGGUAGAGUUCUAGUGAUUUUGACUGAUGUGACAUAGUAGUCACUUCCUACCAUGUUAUGUAGAAGCUAAGAAAUGGUGCCUUCCAGCUUCCAAAGUUUGGGAACUAGGCCCCAUGUCACUUGUAUUUGAAUGUGUAAAAUGUUAGUUGCUGGUGCUCAGUUUGAAAGAAAUGGCUGGAGUUUUUCCCCCUGAAACAUUCAAUAUUUGUAUUGAGGUGCUAAAUUUAUCUCAUGAAUUUGCUUUUCCAGCUAGUUGUGUAGCAAAAUCCCUGACAGAACUUGUCUGAAAAGACAGUUUCUGGCCAAUUGGUCUCCAUUUUGAUGACACAACUUGGAGAUGACCAUUCUCCUGGCCCACCCCCCCAUCCACAUUAAUAUUGACAAUUUGCAACUUCAACAAUCAUGAGGGUUUCCAGCUGUGAGAAAAAUGUUAAUUUUGACAAUUUUGUUUCUAGACAAGCAAUUAUAUUUAACAAGCUCUAAGUAGAUUUUAAAAGAUUGCACUGCAUUUUUGAAAAAAAGCUUUCCUUGCCUACUGCAGCUUUCUUUAAAAGAAUUGUUUGAUGAUACUCAACGCAUGUCUUUGAUUAUUUUGAAGCUAAAACUCUUGUUCAGAUUGCUUGAAGGUUGACCAAGAGACAUGCUAGCUAUGCUUAGUUUAUUUCAUUUAUUAUUUUGGGGGGAGGGGGGAAAUAUGUAUAACAUUAGACUGUGUGUAAUGGAAAUGUUAUGAUAGGUAUUUUGUGUUUAUCCAAUGCAAUGAGUUUCUUGUACGAAUAUGCAAGAGGCCUGUAACAGAAUGCUAUUGCUUAAGUUUUUACUAUAGCUUAGGAUAAAAGAGAUAGGAAUGCAACAAUUGCCACUUUUCAGGUUUGUUCUCAAUCACUAAGGCUUUGCUUCACAGCAAAUAUUUUCUCUUUUUUUGUGGGUUUCUUACAUGUUGUAGUAAUUGACCAUUUGGUAGUAGAAUGUAAGAAAUUGCUGUACACUUAAAAAAAUUAUGGUACUGUGAUGUAGAACCAGCUUAUUGUUGUCUGAAAAUCUUUGUGAAUUAAUUUGUCACAGACUUUUCUCUCUAAUUAUCUUUAGUUAGAUUUUAAACAAAUGUUUCCUUUUGAGAUGUUAUAUUUUAAAAUUGUUAUUCUCUAUUAAAAAAAACCUGCUUGCUAUAUUUACAUUUUCACAAAGUUUUCAUCUAUAAAAUUAAAUUGUUGUAUUCCUAUACAAUAGAAAACAUUUAAAACAAGUUUUUGUGCCUGCAGUAGACCCUGCAGUAGCUAUUCAAGGGACACUAGUCUUUUGACAAAACACUUGUGUAAAUUUUAUACUGUAUUAAAACUAUUUUUUUAAAGUUCUGCAUAAAAUUGAGUAUCAAGUACAUGUGUUCAUUUUAGCAAUGGUAAUAAAUUAUUUAAUCUCA